UAUACGAUGAUAAGCAAAAAAAAUUAUAACGUUUGUGCCUUUUGCUAAAUCGAAAAUCUAAUCAGUUUUGGUCACUCGAAAUGGUGAAAACAAAAAGAUAAACUUUGCAAAUGUCAAGUGGAAGAAUAAGAUAAACACAAAUUAGAUUAUACUUAGCAAUGAUGCAUUUAUCUUACAGUAUUAUAAGUAUGGUGCAAUAAACGUUUCAAACUCGAUUACCAAUAAAUAGUUGGUACUUGUAUAUUAUUGAUCUGGGAUUAUAAAGUCAUAUCUUCAUAUCUACAUGUCGGAUUUCGAUCAAUUAUUUUUUUCAGUGUACGUGUAAAUAAACUCGGCAUUCGUAAUUACCUUAAAGAACUUAUCGUCAUUGAGUGUACGUGCAGCGAUGUGUCUCGCAGUUUUAAAUUAGUAAACUAGAAAAUUGCAUUUCUACAACAAAAACAGUCGUUCAAAAUUCAAAUCGAAAAAGUAAUUCAGUGCAAAUUUUGUUAACGGUUAUUCAUCGAAUGGAUUAAUCAAAAACAUUGGUCAAUAGAUACUGAUCGUUAGCGAUAGACAGAAUCCGUAAAUUCUACAACAUCAGUGCGUGUUCUUCCAUCGGAUCAAAAUGUUAUCGAAAACGGUUAAUUUCAUUCGACGAAAUAGGAGCGCUCUAGAAGAGAGCAGUCGACGUUUCUUACCCACCCUGUCUUCAGAUAAAAUUACCUUACCACAACAUAAAACCCCACUGAAAGACCGAAUCCAACCGAUCCCGGUGCCCUUAUACGGGGGUCGUCACAUGGUCACCAUGUUACCAGGCGUCGGCGUCGGUCCCGAGCUGAUGAACUACGUGCGCGACAUUUUCUCUUUCGUCGGCGUCCCCGUGGACUUUGAGGUAAUAACAAUAGACCCUCGAGCCGAUAGGGACACCGAGGUUGAAAACAUAAUUUUGUCGAUCAAGCGGAACCGGGUGACCCUCAAGUCAAAUCUCAGCUCAGAUGAACAAGACAUGGAUCAACCCGAAAUAAACGUUAUCCUUAGAGGAAGACUGGACCUGUAUGUGAACGUUCUCCAUUGUAAGUCUUAUCCCGGUGUCCCGGCUAAACAUGAAAACGUGGAUCUGGUAGUGAUACGUCAAAACACCGAGGGCGAAUACGCCAUGCUCGAGCACGAAAAUCGCCGGGGGGUUGUUGAAAGUUUAAAAAUCAUCACGGAGAAGAACACCAGAAGAUUGGCCCGUUGGGCGUUUCAGUAUGCCAGGGAAAAUGGACGAAAGAAAAUUACCGUGGUCCAUAAAGCCAAUAUAUUAACAUUAUCUGAUGGCUUAUUUUUGCGAACGGUGCAGAAAGUGGCAAAGAAGUUUCCGGAAAUAGAACUGAACGAUCUACUGAUAGACAACUGUUGCAUGCGAUUGGUGAAGGAUCCCCAUCAGUUCGAUGUCCUUGUUAUGCCAAAUCUGUACGGAAUGAUUCUAUCUAACACGGUCUGCGGCAUGCUCGGGGGUCCUGGAUUGUACGCGGGACAAAAUUUCAGCGACAGCUACGGACUUUUCGAAACUGGUAUUCGCACUGCUGGAUUAAAGAUAGCAGAUAUUCGAAAAGGAUCAAAUUUUUUCAUAGAAAUAAACCAAGAUUGAUCCAAUGUAUAGGUACAAAAAUUGUUAAAAUGCCACAGAUAGUAAUGUUUUAUUUCGUAAUACCAGGACAGUAACAUUUCAACUAAAAAGGACCCUUAUCAAGUCGGGUCCUUUUGAAUUAACGAUAUGUUCAGACCACCGAGACCGAACUGUAUUUUUUCCGGAUUUCUAAACAACGACGUCGUGUUUCGUUUGCCAGGUAAAACGUAAACGUGAUUUACGGUUUGGAUAGAUAAAUUUUUUUUAUCCGUCAACACUUUUACGUUAAGUAAAUUUAACGGCCACGGUGAUUUGUGUUACUCGUCGCUUUCCUUUUCAGUUGAUUAAACUUUUUCCCGUGCGUAAAAGCCGCUUUCGGAAUGGUAAUAAAGUUCUAGUUUUAACGUCUUAAACGCACAAAAGAAAUUAAAACAUUUUAUGACUUUACGCGCGUUGGCAUUUUAUUGCUUUCGUUCGAUCGAUUUUAUUUACAAACGUUACGGUGACAAACCUUUAUCUCUUUAGAUUUCCCUCGUUGGUACAGCAUCAUGCUCCACGGCAUCUCCUAAAGCCCUAAAGUACAUCGAACUAAAUUAAACUACACCCAAGAAUUGUAGGUUACAUUGUUUUUAAACAUUUCCUUUUUUAGAGCAAUCUAAUAACAAUACUGAACACUUCAAUCUUGUAUCUUUCUUACUUUUCAAGAUAUUUAAAUUUCGAAAAAUGGGCAAAGCUAUAGUGUUAUUUCUAUAAUUUUAUGUGUUGAUUUAAAUCAUAGCAAUUUGAACUAUGUCAAACUAACACAACAAUGUUAUAUCUCUCAUUUCUAAAAUACGCUAUAAUUUGUCGUUAAUUUGCUAUCAAAACAAAAAAUUUGUCGCUCCAGCCGGUUACUAUUAAAUAGAUUAAAUACUAGCCUGGAAUAGCUGCCAUUACAAACAGAGUAUUUGUAGAUAUAGAAAUGGCAUAGAGAAAUGGCAUAAUUUGUCGCUGAAAGGUGGUACUCAUACCUAUUUUGUCACUAAUCUGUCCAACCAGCUGUCAACCAAAAAGCAACUGGAGAGCUACCAACGCGAUACUACACAUAGCGUACCUCGGCAUAGAAAUAGCCUUAAGAAAUACUGGAAGGGCAACUGAUUUGUCGCUAAUUUAUCACUGAAAGGGAUAUUUAUCAAUUUUGUCGACAGUCUGUACUCCACCUAUGCAGCGAGAAACGAUUAGAGAGCCGCCGAGGUGAUACUACACAUAGCCUUCCUCGAAAUACAAAUGUCUUAAGGAAAUACUAAAACGGCUACGAUUUGUCACUUAUUUGUCGCUGUACAUUUACCAAUUUUGUCUCUACUCCAGCUGUGCAGCGAGAAAUAACUGAAGCCCCCCAAAGUGGUACUACACAUAGCUUACCUCGAAAUGGAAAUGACUUUAAGAAAUACCGAAAGGGCUACGAUUUGUCACUUAUUUGCCGCUGUACAUUUACCAAUUUUGUCUCUACUCCAGCUGUGCAGCGAGAAAUAACUGGAGACCCGCCAUAGUGAUACUAGACAUAUCCUACCUCGAAAUAGAAAUGACUUUAAGAAAUACUGAAAGGACUACGAUUUGUCACUUAUUUGUCGCUGAAAGACGAUAUUUUUCCCCACUUUCCUCCAGCUAUCUUGCAAAAAACGACUGAAAAGUCAUUAAGAUGACACGAUACAUGGCGUAUCUAGAAAUGGUAAUGACAUACAGAAAUACUGCAAGGGCUACAAUUUGUCGCUGUAAGAGAUAGUUCUACACCAUUUAUAUUUUGUAUAGUACCACAUUAGUCUCUACAAUUGUUUUUCGCUGGACAGCUGAAGUGUAGAAUAUCGACAAAAUUAAUAAUAAUAUCAAUUAGCGAUAAAAUAUAGCC
Molecule: messenger RNA, 3479 nt
Organism: Agrilus planipennis (emerald ash borer)
Lineage: Eukaryota; Metazoa; Arthropoda; Insecta; Coleoptera; Buprestidae
Product: isocitrate dehydrogenase [NAD] subunit gamma, mitochondrial
Exons: 5
Coding region: 608-1615 (335 amino acids)
Biological process (GO): tricarboxylic acid cycle; isocitrate metabolic process
Cellular component (GO): mitochondrion
Source: RefSeq, a predicted model, not a curated record